Molecule: messenger RNA, 8566 nt
Organism: Coccinella septempunctata (seven-spotted ladybird)
Lineage: Eukaryota; Metazoa; Arthropoda; Insecta; Coleoptera; Coccinellidae
Gene: htt
Product: huntingtin
Exons: 32
Coding region: 142-8493 (2783 amino acids)
Cellular component (GO): nucleus; cytoplasm
Source: RefSeq, a predicted model, not a curated record
UCAUUUUGCGACAGCUCACGUCAUGUUUUCAGAUAUGUAAACAUACAAAUAAUGGAAAUUGUUUCCUCGUAAAGGUUUGGGUAUUUCCAUCUGCGGCCUAGCAAAUUCGAUAUUUGAUCAAAAUCUCAAUAGUCUGCUAACAUGGCGGCUCAGGAAAAGCUUAUGAAAUCUUUGGAAUCGUUGAAGAAAAUACAAAUUUCAAAUGGCAACUCGGAAAAUAAUAAAAAGGAAAAGAUCCACCAUUGCCAUGUUAUAACAGAAUGCAUUAGCAGCCAUGCAAUAACAACAGUCCCAACCGUUUUUCCCACAUUAUUGAAUUAUACAAUGGAAAGUCUCUUUCAACUUUGUGAUGAUGCAGAUUCUGAUAUUAGAAUGGUUGCGGAGGAAUCCUUGAAUAAAAUGAUAAGGGCGUUGAAUGACGAAAAUAUCACGAAGGUUCUCAUAGAAUUGCAUAAGGAAAUCAAAAGAAAUAAUUCUGCCAGAACUUUGAGGGCAGCUCUCAGCAGGUUUUCGAAACUAGCUCAUAGUAUAAGGCCCCAUAAAGGCAAACCUUAUAUACUUCAUUUGUUCCCUAGCUUAAUCAGAAUUAUUGAAAGGCCAGAGGAAUCAAUACAUGAAACAUUAGCAAGUAGUCUACCAAAAAUCAUUGAAGUAUUAGGACCUUUCGCAACCGAUAAUGAUAUCAAGAACCUUCUUAAAUCUUUUAUGGCUAACAUUUCAAAUCCCUCAGCUGUUAUCAAAAGAACUGCUGCUCAAUCCAUUCAAAGUAUUUGCUUAAAUUGUCCAAAACCUUAUUUGUCAAUAGUGUAUUGUAUACAUAUUGUACUAGGUUUUGUUUUUCCACUAAAUGAAAACUGUGAUACCCACUUAAUUUUUGGUGUUAUGGGGGUUCUUAAAACACUUCUACCUCAGUGGAAAAAAUAUUUGAAGGAGUCCAACCAGAUAAGAGACAGAGAAAGGCGGGGAACAGAAUGGGCAGAGCUGAAAACAGAAAAGCUUCUACAGAUUUACGAGUUGUGCCUUCAUUACAUAAAUAGCAAAGAUCAUAACCUAGUGAUUUCUUCAUUAGAAACUUUGAAUGUUUUGUUGCAAAAUUCAACAAAAGAGCUUAAAGAAGCUUUAUUGAAUCCAGUUGGUCUGUCUAAAUGUACUACUUAUCAGUUUUCAGCACAUAAACGUAAAUCUUUGAGCCAACUUAGUAUAUCUUCUGAAUCUACAAUGGUGUCAGAAUCAGAUCUGACAGAUUCCUUAAGGCCAGAUAUAAACAAAUGGAUAGAUCACUCAAAACUUACAUUAUCUUCCCUUAACCUCAUAGGAAAGCCAAAGGAAUCUCUUGAAAAAUCCCAGUCACUUGAAAGUGGCAGCAGUACAAUAUCGAGAUCUCUUUCACAAAUCGAUCUUGAAUCUGUUUUAGAAUUCGAUGCAAUUAAGACCUGCACAAGCAACAGUAGUACAGACCUUUUGGAAAGAACUCCAAAUUCCACAGAAAAUUGCUCUUCAAAUGAAGACAUUACCGAUGCAAACAUAAAGGAAAUCAAAAUUGGGCAAUUUGAAGACCCAGAUGUGCCCUUGAAAUAUUGCGGUAGGCUACUUGUCAAAUCAUUCUUGCUAAAGGGUGUACCAAAUAAUCUUAUAAAUGAUAAAUUAUGUAGAGUUUCUGUGAAAUCUUCGGCUCUUACAUGUCUGUCUUCCAUUGGGAAAAUAUAUCCUCAAAUUCUUCUUGAAUAUUUGGAUAAAACGGUGGAUAAACCUCAGAAAGAUAUCGAUCAAGCGAUAUCUGAUAUUUUAUUGUAUUGUGAUCACCAUGAUCCCCAGUUGAGAGGUCAUACAAGGAUAUUAUUAGCUAAUUUUUUGGUGUCUGUUAUUAUUAAAAGUAGAGGGCACUAUGACGACUGGUUGCGGGAGCAUUCAAAGGAUGAAGAGAAUAGUGAUUUGAAUUUCGAUGCUUUGGUCACCUCAUUUAAAAAAGGACUGAAUGACGAAUCCUCAAUAUGUAUACGACAUACACUUCAAAGUCUUGAACUAUGUUUGCAUCAUGUCUUAGAAAGCCAAAGUUGCAAACAAGUAAUUCCCAUUUUGACGAAGUUGUCUGAUCUGUUCAAUAAUCCAUACUGGCUGGUAAAAGUGAAUUUAUGUGAUUUGAUGUGCCAUCUUCCAUUUAUAAAUAUACAUUAUGUAACUGGUGAUAAUAAAUUCCAAAACAAGAUGCUCUUGGGUUUGCAAGAGUUAUUGAAGGACUCGGAUGUUCGAGUGAGAAAUGCUGCAUCUAACACAAUUGCAAGAUUGAUCCCACAAUUGUACUUUGAAAUUCCCCACGAAAAUACAGUAACUUUGAAGGCUAUAUCGUAUAGGAAAGAAUUUUUAUCUAACCUUUAUAACAAAUCCUGGUUAUGUCCCUUCAAUUAUAAACAUUUCGUGGAAAAUAUGCCGUUUCCAUUCAACAAAAUUGAUGAGGCGCCUUCAGAGGAUAUCGAAUGGUCAUUGUCGAAGGUUCUACAUGGAAUAAAAGAAAUGUCAUUAUUUCCUAAUAAUGAAUACAUGAUUAUGGGUUCCAUUCAAGCACUGGCUACCUUGUCACAAGUAUUCCCAUGUACCAUUUACAGAAAGUCUUGGAAUUGUCAUUUUCCUAAAAAUACAAGACAAAAUGAUCAAACCAAUGAUCUGCUGGAAUUAUGUAUCGACUUGAUGACCGAUUCUACAUUGGUGUACGACAUUGGUUUUCAUAGGAACUUAUUGAUGCUCUGUUCCAAUAUUUAUGCAGGUUUCUCGAUAUGUGUUCUGAAACCUUUGCCUGAACAAGAUCCAACCAAAAAAUGGUCCAUGUUCGAAUCAUCUAUCCUUUCGAAUAUUUCAGAUGUCUUCCUUAAACAUAUUAUCAAGAUAUUGUGCAUUUAUCAGCACAUUGUGGAUGAUAUCCAUCUGCCUUCUCAACAGAAAUCGGCUAUUUUGAGUUUACCAACAGCUAGCCCAAUGAAAAGGAGAAAAAGUGAUUUAGAGAAAAAAAUUAUAUCGACGAAAACGCCAGAAGAAAAACCAGAAAAAAAAGAAAAGGAAAAGAAUUUGGCCGGAAAUUUUUCAUACUCAAAUCAUUAUAUGAAGAUAUACGACUCAUUGAAGACUGCUUAUGGUAAUUAUAAGACUUCCUUGGAACCUUCUGCCUCAGAAAAGAUCCUCAACAUGUUGAAAGAAACGUUGAGGAGUCUUUCGAUACUCAUGGAAAUAGGUGGUCUGUCCGAAUUUGGAUCGAUCGCCGAAGAAAUUUUGAGCUAUUUGAAUUCCAUAUUCAGAAUAGAGCCUUCAGGAAGUGUUGAAUGUGUUCAACAGUUGUUGAAGUCUAUAUGUGAAACUAAUCUAUUAGCUAAUGGAAUUCAUGUGGUCCAAGAUGAAAACGAAAUUGAAAAGACUGAAAUCGAUGCUUCUGGAUUUUACUUUCAUAUGUUCCUGAAGCCUUACAAUGAAGUCUCCUUAUCUAUAAACGCUUUGAAGGAUAUAAAUAAGAAGGAAGGAGAUGGGGACAGUUCCAUGAUGGGUUACCUACACAGAAAUGCUAAAAGAAAAGCUAAUAUAUCUACAAACCUCGACAAAGUCCUUGCAAAUUAUAUUAGAAUUUUCGAACCCAUGGUGAUCAGAUCUUUAGAACAAUAUACCAUUACCAGCGAUGUUAAACUUCAAGGAAAAGUGUUACAACUUCUGAGUCAACUCGUCCAAUUCAAAAUAAAUUACUGUUUGUUGGAUGCAGAUCAAAUCUUCAUCAAUUUCGUUAUAAAUCAAUUCGUACACAUCGAGGAAGGUCAAAUCUUGCAUUCUGAAGAACUUGUCCCGAAAAUCUUUCAAUUCCUGGUACAACUCUCCUACAGCAAGCAACAUUCUAAAAGUAUUAUAGGAAUACCCAAAAUCAUCCAGUUGUGCGAUGGACUGACCGCGAGUGGUCAGUGUCCCUUGACUCACUGCAUACCUGCGCUUAUACCAAUUGUCAAAGAUAUAUUUCUCACCAGGAACGUUUUGAACACUCCUGAUUUGAAAGAAUUGGAAACUACUAGAGAAGUUGUUCUUUGUAUGCUUCUCAAACUCAUCGAAUAUCACGAAAUCGUCGAAUUGAUUGUGUUGAUAUUGGAUGACAGCAAAUAUUGCAGCGAUACUGAUAAGUGGUUAAGAUGGUCUCAAAGUGUGUUCAACUCAUUUCUUGCAGUUCUAAGCGGAAAUAAAUAUAGGUUGGAUUCCAUGGAAUCAUUUGAUUCCUUGAGAAAGCUUAUUUUCGCUCUGAAUCCAAAUGUUUUUCGUCCAAUUGAUGAUAUCUUAUUAUUGCUGUUUCAAGAACCACCAUCUUUAGAUCAAGAUAUAACAUAUUUCACAUGGUGGAUGGGAAGAAUACUCACAGUUUUAAUUAUUUUAUCACCGGUGAAAGAGGAUAUUAUCCUUGCGAAGAUAUCCGCACUCAAGAAUAAUUUCAUACCAAGCAGUGUUUUUGAGAAUAUCGUCGUCACUCCUGAUCCCUUGAAUGUGACAAACAGUGCAGAUUUCUUUCAGUACCUCGCUCCCGAAAAAAUACUCAUUUUAUUUAUUUUUCGAACUCUGUCUUUAGCUACUAAAAAAUGCACGUUAUUGGUGGAAGAAGAUGAGGAUGUGUUUUUCGUUAAGGAGCUUUCAAUUUUUAUGAUGUUUUGUCUCCAUAAUUUCCAGUCAGGUUUCUUAUGUAAAACUGCGAAUGUUGCUAUUUCUCUGAUAGAGAAGAGCAAAUAUGCGGAAGAAUGCGAUGCUAUCAAUAUUCAACCCAUAAAUGAGUAUUUUCAAAGCCUCACUUUCUUUUACCCAACUUUAACGUUUCACUGGUGUUAUUUCCUAACCCUCUUGGGAUAUGAAGAUCUCACUUUUUGGUCCAGUAAUUUGCAACUUCCACUAGAAGACGGUGAAAAAACGAUGACUUUCUUGAGUUCAAUCAAUACAGACGUGGUUAAAGUUGGUGGAAGUAUAGUAUUUUGUGAUUAUCUGUGCGAAAACUCUUCCAAAAGAAUUGAUAUUGUAAAUUGGGUACUCAAAAAUAAUUUGGAGCUUCUUAUAAACCUAGAUCAAGAGGCUCCGAUAAAUGAAUUUUUUUCAUUCAUUCAUAGGGAUUCAAAACUGAGCGGUAUGCUCUUGAAAUAUAUUGGCCAGCAACUCAACAUCCUAGAUUCGAACUUGAUCUUCAAUUUGAAGGUCCUAAAAGCCAUUGAAAAUACUCAUCCUAAUCUUACUGGCCAAAUGAUAAAAUUGUUAAUGAAUAAAUUCAUAUACAUAAGUGAUUCUGCUGUGAUAAAAGAGGUGUCAAAACUUGCUACGAGAAAAGUAGAGUUGCUGUUGACGAUGUCUGCAGAUAGCAUCCAUAGACAGUUGAAACGAGAAGAUCUUCUAGAAAUAACACAUAAUCUCAACAAAAAAAACUUCUGUACCAAAUUUGAAUCAUUGCUUGGUCUUCUUGGAAAGCUGGGAAUUAAAUUUUAUGAUUUCAAACAGCCAUUUAUUGCACAGAGAAGAAUUAUAGAUCCUGAGAUAAUAAAGGACCUAAACAUCGAUAAAGAAUGGUACCUUAGUCAGUUAAAACACAAAUUAAGUAAUGUUAAAAUGGGCAAAGAAGUUGCCAGAAUGUUGAGUAUGUUGACUUAUUCCGAACAGUUGGAACUGAUUGGAAGCGAAUACUUUGAUGGACAAAUCUUAAAAUACUGCAUAGAUUGUGGGGUGGAGCACCAUCAAAAUCACCAAGUGGAAGAAAUUCCUGAUAUACUGAAGGCUUCAAUACAACACAUGUGUAAAGAAGUGAAUAGAAUAGUUGAAGAUUUCUGGAAACAAAAUCAGUCUGGAAAUUUUUCUUCAUUCUCUGGGAAAGAUUUGUUCAGGAAAUCAGAACAUAACUUAAACUCUGAAUGUUUGAGUGUUGCAGAAUUGUCGAAAAUCCUCAGUUAUUUAAUUCCUAGUGUUGUUUCCUACCUCAAAGCAGUACCAAAAAUUCCCUUGUUAGAAGUAGAUGACGUUAAUUCCUCAAAUAUUAUCAAAUUAAAUAUUAUAUCAUUCAGGUUGAUAAAUUAUAUUAUUGAUACUAAAAGACCGUUUGAUGUGAUGUUAACGAGUGUCAGUUUAGAUUGUUUGAAUUCAAUAUUGAAACAGGAUAAAUGUUUCACAUAUUUAAAUUCAAAAGAUCGUUUUACGUGGUCUUGCUCGUUGAUUUCUGAUGUAUAUAAAAUUAAACUUUUUUUAACAGAGGACGAAGAUCAUUGUUUUGAGUCAACAUGUGGCGUAAUCCCCGAAAAUAUAAUUAAUAAAUUCGAAAAUUCCGAAAUUGCCGAGUCUUGUUCACAUCUCUAUUCCUUAAUAAAUUGGAUUUUCUUGACGAGAAAACAAGAAUCUAAUAUUCCUGAUUUUUUUAUAUCUAAUUUAAAUAGUAUUAUCAAUUCUCUGGGUAGAUUAUCCUUAUUUAAUUCCUGUAUGUUGAUACCCUCUAAAGCAUGGGACAGGGGACUAGAUGCAAGUUCAUUUUCCUUCCAAAAUCCUGUUAUUUCCCUACCAGUCGAAUUACUGCAAGACCGGGAAAUUUUAGAAGAUUAUCUGUUUAGAAUAACACUUCUUGGGUGGAAUUCAAGGCAGCAGUUUGAAGAGACUUGGAUGUGCUUACUGAGUGUCUUGUGCAAUUCCCCAUCUGAUGACAACAGUGCUGAAGAAUCUAACGAAAUAUAUACAACCAUUUCUUUAGCACUCAAAGGAAUCACUUCAAUGCUUUUCCAAACAAUGUAUUACCCUGUUCCAGGAAAAAAGAACCAUUCGGUGUUGUUGAGUGUUUCCAGGGAUGAACCUAUAUUAGGGGAUAAAAUGAGCAUGAAGAAAUUGAAGGAUAUCCAAACCUGCAUAAGGAAUAAGUACAAUGGAUCCCCUUAUUUUUCGGGAAAAAAUGUCAAAAUGAAUAUUCCAUUUGAUGAAUCCAACAUGCAAAAUUUCUUUCCAUCUGGUCAGAUGUCCAUCAAAUAUUUCCUCAUAGCUCUAGGUAUUUUAGAAAACAUUGACGAUAAGUGUUUGGCGUAUCAAGUUUUAAAAAGAAGAGACAAAGUAUUGGAAUGUAGUGGACUGGACAUAACUUCGUGUUUACAUUUCCUACAGGAUUUUUUCACACAACUUCUGCAGUAUCAGAAUAUCAAUUCUUUGGUUCUACUCCACGAGUCUGUAAUAUCUAUUUUAGUGCUCUCUGAUCUCUUCACCGAUAAAUCUCAGUUCAGUUGGAUGAUGGAUUUAUUCAUGGACUUGCUGAAGCUGCAUGCUGUUGAGGAUGAACUGUUGCAUCUGUAUCUGAUCGUUGGUGUUUGUAAAGCUGCUGCAAUUUUGAAUCCGGAGUUGGAAGUGUAUGAAACAGUAAAAAAAUAUUUGUCUACAUUUUUGAAAAGUUCAUAUAUUCCAUCGAGGCUAGCUUGUCUACAUGGGUUGUUAUUUAUUUUGGAAGGAUGUAAGCUGAACAACAUUUCAAUAGGAGGAAUUUCUGAGGAAUUGCAGUUGAUACUUCCAUGUGCCGUAGAGUAUCUACAGAAUAAUCUUAUUAUUUCUAACAACAGUAUACCUCAAUCUCAAGAACAUACAUUAGCCAUGUGGUCUGUGGCUUUUUAUAUUAUAGAAAAUAUAGAUGAAACGCAUUUAGGUCCUGGUUUUGUUGAAGAUGCUGUUUCUCAUGCUAUAUCUGUUGUAUCAAAAUCCACAACAGGCAUUGUGGAAUACAAAUUCGUAAUGCAGAAAUUGCAGAGGUUGAUCGCACAAAGAAGAAAUAUUUUGGAGAAUUUCGGUAAGAAAAUUGUGAAAGUGGCAUUUGAUGGGCUGAAGAGUUCAAAUUCAUUCAUCGCAGUUACAUCGAUCCAGUUACUUUUCACUUAUAUGUACAUAGAAUACGCUGAGCAUGUUGAAUCUAGCAACGAACAAAGUAGUCCAGAAAUUUUAGUACAAACAGUGGAGAAAUUCUCUGCGCUAUUUGAGUAUAUAAAAAGAGGAUAUAUUUUUGAAGCGGAAAUAGUAUGUUCUUUAUUACCUCAAGUACUGGACGAUUUCUUCACGCCAGCGGAUAUUUUGACUAAAGUAAUAGGGGAGUUUUUAUCAGCACAGCAACCACACCAGAAGUUUUUGAGUAAAGUUGUGUUUCAUCUUUUUCAAAGUGCAAUUCGUCAGAAUCAAUUAACACUCCUUCAAGACUGGAUUGUGUUCAGUCUGCCCAAUUUCACACAAAAUUUCUCCUAUCCCAUGGCAACCUGGUGUUUGACCUGUUUUUUCAUCAGUGCUAGCCGAAACCAGUGGUUAACAGCUUUAUUUCCCUACAUCCAGACCAGAAUACAGAGAUACGAGUAUGAAGACCGGGAAAUAUUGUGUGUGGCUGGUUCGGAUUUUUACAAAAAUCUAUCGACUGAAAAGCAAAAAGACACUUUCAAAGCUAACUUCAAAAUGGUUAAGAAUUUACCUGAUAUGCCGUUCAGUGAUUUGUUAUCUUCUCUGUGAAUUUUAAUAAUUGAAAUGUUGGAGAUUUUUAUGCAAUGUUGAUUUAAACUUGAAUAUUAUGAAGUUUGGGAAC